CCAGGGUUUCCCACAGGCAGCAGCCCCGGCUCGGUGCAGCGGCUCAGGCGGAGCAUGGGGGAGCAGCUGCCUGCGCCGCUGCUCUCCGGCUGCCCGCGCACUUCGCCCGCCGGCCGCUCCGCCCCGGGGCUCUGCCCUACCCUUGCCUGACUGGCGGCCGCAGCGUGUGGAGCCGGGCGGGGAGGGGGCGAUGAGCCCCGCGUGCUAGCGCUCGGAAGCAGCCGGGCUGCGUGCAUCUUGCGGCCGGUGCUUCUCCUGCGGCACCCCCCCCCCCCUUCGCUUUGCAGCCUCGCCGGGAGACGAGCCUGAUCUCCGCCAACCUGCCGCGGCGGGCGGCUCGCGAUAGCCCCGCUGCUGGGCUCCAACUUUUAGUUCUUGCUCCGGGAGGAGGGGGCGCCUCCUGCCCGGCCUCCCCCACCCCUCGCUUUGCCGCCGCCGCCGCCGUGUUGUGCAUGGAUGCACCAUGGCCAGGCUGCUCUGCAGGGUGCAGUUCUUAGAUGACACCGACCCCUUCAAUAGCACCAACUUCCCGGAGCCCACCCGGCCCCCUCUCUACACCUUCAGGGAGGACAUCGCGCUCAUCACCCAGCUGGCCGGGGUGCACCGCCUGCUCAGAGCCCCGCAUAAGCUUGAUGACUGUACACUGCAACUAUCCCAUAAUGGUACCUAUCUGGAUCUAGAAUCCACCUUAGCGGAGCAAAGGGAUGAAUUGGAAGGUUUCCAGGAGGAUGCUGGGAGAGGCAAGAAGCACAGUAUAAUUCUGAGAACCCAGCUGUCAGUGAGAGUCCACGCCUGCAUUGAAAAACUCUACAAUUCCAAUGGACGGGAGCUGAGACGGGCACUUUUCUCUCUGAAACAAAUAUUUCAAGAUGACAAGGAUUUGGUUCACGAGUUUGUUGUGGCUGAAGGCCUGACUUGCUUGAUAAAAGUGGGAGCUGAGGCAGACCAGAACUAUCAGAACUACAUCUUAAGAGCUUUGGGCCAGAUUAUGCUGUAUGUAGAUGGAAUGAAUGGAGUAAUAAAUCACAAUGAAACCAUCCAAUGGCUGUAUACUCUCAUUGGAUCAAAGUUCCGGCUGGUGGUAAAGACAGCACUGAAACUGCUGCUGGUGUUUGUGGAGUAUACAGAAUCCAAUGCCCCACUUCUAAUCCAGGCAGUAUCCACAGUAGAUGAUAAGAGAGGAGCCAAGCCAUGGUCCAACAUUAUGGAGAUCCUGGAGGAAAAAGAUGGGGUUGACACUGAACUGCUGGUUUAUGCAAUGACUCUAGUUAACAAGACACUGUCGGGGUUGCCAGAUCAGGACUCUUUCUAUGACGUGGUGGACUGUCUGGAAGAGCUAGGCAUUGAAGUUAUUUCACAAAGACACUUGAACAAGAAAGGAACAGACUUGGACUUAGUUGAGCAAUUUAACAUUUAUGAGAUGACACUAAGACAUGAGGAUGGAGAUGAGACUGCUGAUCCCCCACCCAAUGGGCGGAAAGAUAGAAGAAGGGCCAGUCUUGGCUCCAAUGAACGAAGAGGGCUGGAACGCAGGAGAAGUCGCAGACAUUCAGCCCAGAGCAUCAAAAGCACUUUAUCAGCUCCUGCAAGUCCCUGCAGCCAGCCAAGCACUAACUUCAUGUUAGGCCAUGGGCAACGAAUAGAAGAUCUUAGUGAGAAAGAGGAGGAGGAGGAUGAAGAGGACGAGGAACAACCAGUCACAGAGCCUAAUACUGAGGAUGAGUGGGAGGAAGAGGCCAGUAGGCAGGUCAAAGCCAGUGAAGUCUCAGAUGUGUACCAGGUUGCAAAUGAAAAGCUGCGGAAUGAGAAUCAGACUUCUGAUUCUUCAACCGUCUCAAGUACAGGUUCUCAAGCCGAGAGGCCUCUCCACUGCUCUAAAUCCAAGAAUCCAUCCAGCAGCUCAUCUUCAGUGCCUGAUUCAUGUGUCUCACACCAUUAUUCUGUUCAUUCAUCAUCAUCCUCUCCUGCAUCAGUCUCACUUAACUCCUCCCAAAAUUCAUCAGCAUCUAUUACGCCAAAGGCAUCUCCAACUAUAGAGAAAUUGCCUUAUGUACCACAUAGCCCUUUUCACCUUUUCUCCUAUGACUUUGAAGAGUCUCCAACAACUGUUACAGAAAAGGAAGCAGAAGUUAUGAGGGAAAACAGAAACAGUAGCUAUGGCAACAACUCUUAUUCUUCUACAAGACCUUAUUCUGGACUAAGUGCACCUACAACACCUAUUUCUCGUUAUGGGACAAGUCUGUCACCACCUCAGGAGACCAAAUCUGAAAGGCCAGCCUUGGGUGGUCUCCUUACAUCAUCUUAUCGGCAGCACCAAGAGUCGUUGGCAGCGGAAAGAGAGAGGCGACGUCAGGAGAGAGAAGAGAGGUUGCAAAGGAUAGAGCGGGAAGAGAGAAACAAAUUCAACCGUGAUUACUUAGACAAAAGAGAGGAACUAAGACAAGCAAGAGAAGAGAGAUACAAAUACUUGGAGAAGUUGGCAGCUGAGGAGUAUGAGAAGGAGCUGAAAAGUCGGAGUAUAUUCCGAGGCAGAAGUGAGCUGUCCUUAAACUUGAGUUCUCCUUCAGCCCCAUCCUCGCCUAUUCCCAAGUGCAUCAGCCCAACUUCCAUAGAGUCCCAGGAGGAGCUGAAAACCCCUUCGACACCCCGUGGGACUCCUCAGCCCUCUGAAGUGAGUGCCAGUGAACCAGAACCAGAGACAGAACCAGAACAGGAAACUGAGGCAGAGGCCGAGCAGGAAACGGCGACACCACAGGAAGUUGAGGCUACGGAGGUGGGACCGGAGAGUGAGGUGGAGCAAGGUCCUGAGCGAGAGCCAGAAGAAAGUGCAAUACUCAGUGAAAAAGAAAGGCAGAAUGAAGAAGUGAAUGAAAAAGACAACUGUUCUGCAUCCAGCAUAUCCUCAGCAAGCAGCACUUUAGAGAGGGAAGAAAGAGAGGACAAGUUAACCAGUGACAAUGAAACUGGUCCGUGGUCACAGACCAUUCAAGAUGCUGGUGUGAAUGAGCAGUGCAGCAGCAUUCUCAACAACAAACGGUUCAUGCUGGAUAUGUUGUAUGCCCAUAACAAGAAACCCAAGGAUGAAGAGGAGAAAGAGUUGGAGGAGAAGGAGGAGAAGAAGGCGACGGAGGAAAGUGAUGAGUCAAUCACCAGCCUAGCCAGUAGGAUCUCUAUCCUUCAGGCCAGCAAGCAGGCCAAAGAUGAAAGUGUCAAAAAGAUGGAGGUUGGAAAUCUGGACAACCAAGGCAGUGUGAAAGCCUUUGCAGAAAAAUUCAACAAUGGUGAGCUAGCCAAGGGGACAGUGUUGCCCGAGGGUGAGCUUGAUGAAAUUGUCCCUGAGAAAACACCAGCACAGCCGAAGAAGGAAUCUGACUACAUUUGGGAUCAGCUCAUGGCUAAUCCUAGAGAACUUAAAAUCAAAGACAUGGAUUUUACAGACUUGGGGGAUGAGGAUGAUGUAGAUGUGUUGGACUUCGAUAUGGGUCCUGGGGACUCCCUGAUUCCCCCUCCCCCACCUCCACCUUCCUUUUUGGGUUUGCCUCCUCCACCACCUCCACCACUGUUUGGCUGUCCACCUCUACCCUCUGGUAAUUUAUUGGCUCCUCCUCCACUGUUCAGCACUCCUCAGGGUUUAGGGUCACCCCAGGUUCCUAGGGGUCAGCCAGCAUUCAUGAAGAAGAAGAAAACCAUUCGUCUGUUUUGGAACGAGGUACGGCCAUUUGAGUGGCAGUGUAAAAAUAACAAACGCUGUAAAGAAUUCCUGUGGUCGAAACUGGAACCCAUUAAGCUGGACACUUCCAAACUGGAACACCUCUUUGAGUCUAAGUCCAAGGAACUGCCCGUCACAAAGAAAACUGCUGCAGAUGGAAAGAGACAAGAGAUCAUUGUGUUGGACUCAAAACGAAGCAAUGCUAUUAAUAUUGGAUUGACAGUGUUACCCCCUCCAAGAACCAUUAAGACUGCUAUUUUGAACUUUGACGAAUAUGCCUUAAGCAAGGAGGGAAUAGAGAAAAUUUUAACUAUGAUUCCCACAGAAGAAGAGAAACAGAAGAUCCAGGAGGCCCAGAUGGCAAACCCUGACAUCCCCCUGGGUAGUGCAGAGCAGUUUCUUCUCACUCUCUCCUCCAUCAGUGAGCUCUCUGCUAGACUCCAGCUCUGGGCCUUCAAAAUGGAUUAUGAAGUAGUGGAAAAGGAAGUUGCAGAACCACUGUUAGACCUGAAGGAAGGAAUGGACCAGCUGGAGCAUAAUAAAACCUUAGGAUUUAUCCUUUCUACUUUACUAGCCAUUGGGAACUUUCUAAAUGGAACCAAUGCCAAAGCUUUUGAGUUAAGCUACCUCGAGAAGGUUCCAGAAGUCAAGGACACAGUGCAUAAGCAGUCGCUCCUGCACCAUGUCUGCACUAUGGUGGUGGAAAAAUUCCCAGACAGCACAGAUCUCUAUUCAGAAAUCGGGGCCAUCACUAGGUCAGCCAAGGUUGACUUUGAACAACUUCAGGACAACUUAUGUCAGAUGGAGAAAAGGUGCAAAGCAUCUUGGGAUCACCUUAAGGCUAUAGCAAAGCAUGAAAUGAAGCCAAAUCUGAAGCAAAAAAUGUCUGAGUUCCUUAAAGACUGUGCAGAAAGAAUCAUAAUUCUGAAGAUUGUUCACAGAAGAAUAAUUAACAGGUUCCAUGCAUUUUUGUUAUUUAUGGGCCAUCCUCCUUACGCAAUCCGUGAAGUCAAUAUUAAUAAGUUCUGCAAAAUUAUAAGUGAAUUUGCUUUGGAAUAUCGCACCACCAGGGAACGAGUUCUGCAGCAGAAACAGAAACGCGCCAACCACAGGGAAAGAAACAAGACCAGGGGGAAAAUGAUCACAGAUACUGAUGAAGAGGAGGAUGUAGAGUCUGGAAAGUUCUCCAGCAACUCCACUCCGUCUCAGAGCCAGCCACAGGGUCUGCAGUAUGCUGAAGAUGCAGCAGAGCAUGAGAACAUGAAGGCCGUGUUGAAAACUUCCUCCAUCAGUGGGGAAAGCCCCACUGUGCUAGGAGUUCGCACUCGAAGCAGAGCCAGCAGAGGCCGAAUCAGUUCAUGGAAUGCUGCUGGUGAUGAUUCACCUAAUGCUACAGAUGAUGCAGCUGAUGAGAUCAUGGAUCGCAUUGUAAAGUCAGCCACCCAAGUGCCAAGUCAGCGAGCGGUGCCUAGAGAGAGGAAGCGGUCACGAGCAAACAGGAAGUCAUUAAGAAGAACACUAAAGAGCGGAUUGACACCAGAAGAAGCCAAAGCACUGGGCCUCAUCAGCACCUCUGAGAUGCAGGUGUGAAAUCUUCAGAGGUGGCUACAAGCAAAACCAUCAUUGGUGACACAUGGGCUGACAACCAUUCAGUGUGGCAUUGUUCUACCAGCCUCAUCUGCUGCUUCGGACAUCCCGUCCUCUGUUUAAUUUUGAUAAGAUAUAUACCAGAAAAAACAAAAAGGGCUAAAGAAGGGUGUGUCACAGCUCAGCAUUAAAACCUGACAGAUACAAAAAGGAGUGUUUGAGUAUUUGUAGGUGAGAGUUUAUAGCUUGGUUCUCUCAUGAUGCAUUGAUGUGGUAUUAGGGGACUCUCCUGAGUUAUCUUUUAUUGUGUGAGCUAUGUUUACGCUGGCUAUCCUUGUGGCCUGUUUUAGAAAUUGUAAAGUAUGGCAUUUUGUCAGUGCAAGAAACAGUCCUUAAAGAGGCAAAAUCACUUCUGUUACAGUUAUUAUGAUCUUCCUAAGAUUGUUUUAUUGGACAGACAUACACAGAUCAGUACAACCCUAUUUUUUAUCUCACCACCAAAGAAUGUAAAAAUGUAUGUGUACCUAUGUAUAUGUACAGUAUGGAUGUGUGUGUGUAUACAUUCACAUAUAGUCCUGGGGUGAAAUCCUGGCCCCAUGGAAGUCAAAGGGGUAAAGAUUUUAUUCCCAGGGCAUUAAAGUUCCACCUGAUCUUCAGGAUAGGAGUGUCUUUUUACAAGAACUCAAUGUUGUUCAAUGGAAUUCAACCCUGCAGGGCAGGAAAUUCUCUGCAGUGCAAGUGGAAAGUUUAGGAUUCUGAACUGCAUGUGUGUACAGUAUGUGCAUGUACACUGUACCUAAUACUAUACACACAGAGAUAGCACAGAAUACCUCCUUCUGUUGAACUCUAGGUAUACUGAGUCUUUGUACAAUUUCAGAAAUUUAUGCCAACAAUUUACAUACUAGAUAAAGAGGUUCUGCUGCCAAGAUCAAGAAGUUUUCUUCACCUGCCUGAGCCCUUCAUUCUGCUUUUCUCAGUAGUGAUGUAGCUUAGUGGUGAUUUAGCUUCAAUCUGAUUGAACUGAACAUGAAAUGAGCCUGUUAAAACGCCUUUAUAUUUUUUCUUCUUUCAUCAAUAAAAUGAAUAGCAAGGAAACCACAGUGAGCAAAGAGCAAGAACAUUCCUCUUCCCACACACAAAGAAUUUGCUUUUUCCUCAUUCGUCCUUAUGUCACUGUUUUUAAUUGAUUUCUAUUAACACCUUCAGUGUAUGGGUGAGGUUUCAUGUUCGGUGCAUGUUCUGUUCUGCUAUAUACCCAUAUAGCGAUUACACUCUGUUGUCCAAAUCAGAGAGGAUUUUAGAAUAUCCUUUAAUCAACUCAUUUGCCUUUAAGUGAAAUACAUCCCACCUCAGUGAAUUUGGAACCCACUUAUACCUGGCUUUCGCCACUGCCGAAGCAUUUUCAAGGGAACAGCAAUUUAGUAAUAACUAAAAAUGGAACAUUUUGCACCAAAGUAUAUCUGAUUGUAAUGAUCCAAAUGCCACCCCACUGAUUAGCACAUGUUUCUCCUGGAGGUGCACAUCUGCAGAGACAUCAGUGCACAUAACAAAAUGUAUUACACAGAUGGAAAAAAUCAGAGGGAAUAUGGAAUGUGAAGAAAUGUGGGAUUAGCUGUUUCUUUGACUCUGGGCUGGAACUAAAGAUGUAUUGACUCCUACAUUCUGCUCCACUUUGAGGACAGGAAGUGCUAAGGAUAAGGUACCAAACAGAUGAAAUUUCAAAUAUAUAUGAGACUAUGUUGAAUGAAAAGCAUCCAAGUAAUCUGAAAGCCAAUCAAUAGGCAAUACUGAAAUAAAUGACCUAGUUGAAUAAAAUUAAAUGGAAUUUGCUGUUUAAACUCCAAUCAGUGCAAUUAUUUUCUUCAGCUGCUGGAUUUCAGUCCUUAUCGACAGUUGCCUGGGGCCCUGACCCAUCCAGUUUAUAUCUCCCUGCUAUGAGGCCUGGUUGUCACAGUGUAGUGUUAGGUUUACAGACAGCGGUGAACAUGUUUUCCUGCUAGUUGGCAGUAAGUUUGGUUUAACAAGUGGGUUUUGCAAGCAGACAGAAGCUAUUUAUCGGAUAGCUAAUAAAACAUAGAGUAAAGAAUGAGCUGAAAGCUGUAAAGAAGAAAGGGCUGAGCAGAAAACUGAAGGAAACAGAAUUUAUAUAAUCACUUUCUUUCAUUUGAAAAGAAAUGAUGUGUUAGCAACAGGGUUUUGGAAAGGAUCUCUGCAUGAUACGACACGUUGCUUUCACUAUGUUUUCUUAUCUUUCUGCUCAAGGUUGCAAAAAACACAUAGCUGGAGGAGGCAUUGGAGGUUUGUGGAAGUCAACAAGGUCUGAAUGAGUAGGUUGGAUUGCAAUUCAUGUUCUAGUUAAAAACAAAUCUGAAUCUGAGUCCUGAUCUGGCCAGUUGCUGAAGCCCUCCUGAAAGAAGCUCAACUCCCUUUCCAGGUAUUGGGCCCUUGGCAGGACUGAACUUUAAAUUCCCUGCAUCUUGUGCUGUGUAUGCACCCCAGACAAUGGGAAUCUCCAUUUCUAGUUACUAAUAAGGGAGGAAUGCAACAAUUGCUACAAGAGCAAUGUGUCACCAGCAUAGUAAUGUGAAGCAAUUCUUGUGUUUGGAGACUAUAUUUUAGUGCCAUUUCUAAAGUGUCAUUAAACUUAAAUGUCUCUCAGUCAGCUUGCAUGUCCCAAAUCCUUUACAUUCCCCUCAUUUAAAAGGGAUUUAAAAAUUAGCCAUAAAAAUGUGAUUCAUUUGACAAUGUGAGUCAGGAUUCCUGAGGACAGGUGGUUCUGGCUCGUACAAUGGAUUGUUUUAAAUCUGAUUAGGAGGGGGAAAGAUAGUAAUUUACCAACUUCAUAUCCCCUGCUUCUUUCUCCUUCCUCCCUCCCUCCCCCCAAGCAUACAUGCAUUCCAGUAACUCAUGAACAGCUUGGAUUUGGAAGUCAAUAUUUAACUAGUUAUUAGUCUAUACUGUGGAGUCACUUUUUGAUUGUUGAUUGCUAUUUUUGAACUGCAGACUGUUUUUAUAAGAGGCUAGAAAAAAAGAUGACAAGCAGCACUCAAGGGUCAGUUCCCGCUCCCUCCUGUGAACAAGCAGCCCCUAGCAUUGUCUUCAAGGGGAAUUGUGCAUGCAUGAAUGAGGGUUGAAUUUAUCCCUGUAGAAAGUUCAGAUUGUUCUGGAUUUCCAGCAUAUAAACUGCAAGGACUAUAAAUGCUGAAGUUUCUUUCGCGAGUUAGAUACUUAGGAGCUCUGAAGGAAGUAAAAAUUAAUUAAAAACUUAAAGCUGCCCUAUGUUGUUUUCCUGAUGGUGAGAUGAAAUGAUGCUUGAAUAGGGAACACUAUUGAAAUUUAUUUGUAAACUUUUGAUAUGAGGGCCUAUUUUGUGGUUUUUAUUUUUAUUUUUAGACAAGGGAUUAAAUUGCAUUUUAGAUACAAUAUAAAGAGAGUUGAAGAGCAAGAAAUUCAAAGGAGUUUGUGGGGUUUUAUAGUACUAUGUUCAUGCAAAAAUAUAUAUAUUCUGGACACUUCUAAUUUGUUGGUUUCACAUUGAGUGGCAAACAGAGGUACGUAAUGUUUAACCGUUGUCUAACCAUUGAUUAUGUCAAACAGAUAUGAAAUCUGGAGGCUGCUUUGAAAGAAAAGGUCUAUCGAUAGCAAUGGGUGCAUUUCUCCUUUUUAAAGACUGUAUUGGGGCAUACUAUGUCGUCUUUUGUGCGUGCGUGUGUGUGUGAGAGAGAGAGCUGGGAAUUGUACAAAAUUGUAAAGUAGAAAAGGACAUGUUUGUUAGAGGAAGGACAAAUACUGUAAAAUUGUGUAAAUGUCACUACUCAUGUUUUUUCAUGUUGUGUGUAGCAUAGUGUAAAAUAGGCUUUUCAGCAGUGUUAUUCUGUGAAUUGUAAUUUAAAAACAAGCCAUGCAUGGUUAAAGAUAUUAUCUACAGGUCCUUUUUUCAUUUGUUUGUUUUUCUCAUUUUAGGUAAAGAUGUUUUGUUAUAUGUUAAAUUUAAUUGUUCAUGAAACUGCUUUUUGUUUCUCAGUUUUAUUGCAUAAAUAACUUGAAUUACUGUUUAAAAUUUACUACACACAAGCACUCCUUCAUUUGUAUCCAUUUGUAGGAAGCUUUGUCACUACAUUGAGCAUAACUGAGGUGGAUUUCCCUUUUUUAACACACCCCUCUUUUGCCUCUCCUUCCCCACUCCAUUCCUUCCUCACAUCCUUGAAAACGCAGUCUCUCUUUUUUCCGUGCCAUGCAGGGUCAACUUGAGAAACUGACCUCAGACCCGUGUCCAAAAUUUCUUGAUAUAAGUAGUAACAAAGCUCACCUCUACAGCAUUAUGUAAACACAUCUUGCAAUAAAGCUUUCUAAAGCA
Pelodiscus sinensis (Chinese soft-shelled turtle) is the source of this 9653-nucleotide messenger RNA. RefSeq names its product formin homology 2 domain containing 3 (gene FHOD3). Gene Ontology annotation, molecular function: actin filament binding. Gene Ontology annotation, cellular component: cytoskeleton; cytoplasm. Lineage: Eukaryota; Metazoa; Chordata; Testudines; Trionychidae. Gene Ontology annotation, biological process: sarcomere organization; cortical actin cytoskeleton organization; cardiac myofibril assembly. The record is from RefSeq and is a predicted model, not a curated record.